CUUGAAUUAAAUUGAUAAUUGCGAGUUUUUGUUGUUAAGGGAUUCCCACCCUCUUCUUUUAAAUAUUUUUGAUAUAUGGAGUCCGUUCAUAUUGAAAAUACUUUCGAAAUUUACAUGCAGGAACUGGAAAAGUUCCAGAAAAAACAUCCUAAAGCGUUUAAAUCUACUUCUUUUGUCCUUCCAGAGUCUUCAUUCUCUCUUCUUUCAUCUAAAGAACGAAAAGAAAAACAACCUCAAGUUUUGGACUACCUCAAUACAUCAAUUGGAUUAGAUGCAAUGUGCAAUAAAGGAGCUUACAGUAUAAUUGCAAAAAUGCAUGCUACAAAUAAUAACCUAUUUGGUGCAUAUGCUAAUAUUUUAAUUUCUCUGGCAUUGGGCGAAAUUUCUCAUGAAGACGAAUUUUUUAUCCAACAAUGUAAAAGAAUGCCUUUUUCAACCCCGAAGAUUAUCAAAAGACAGUACUAUAACCGACUUGACGAAGGACUACUUGAUCUGUUUCAGUUUGAAGAUGUAGUAUUGGUUCUUGAGCCUGGUACAUAUACAACUACGAUGUUGAUGGAAAUGGAUAACAGAAACAUCGUUAUCAUUGGAAUUGGUAAGGUGACAAUAAAGAAUUCUGACAUCAAUGUAUUCCGAGGUAGUGAUAGUAAUCUUGUACUAUAUAAUAUUCAUGUUGAAUGUACUCGAGGAUACUCACUAUUUAUGAAAACCUCUCAGGUUUUUGUAGACAACUGCUGGUUCAUCAAAUGUUCUGGACCGGUUCCUCCUAUUUGUAUUGAUGGUCGUAAAGCAAAACUAUUCAUGAACAAAUGUGUUGUUGCCAAUACAAAAAAUGCUGGCGGUAUUUUAGCUGAUAUUGAUAGUAUAGCUUAUAUUAAAGAUUGUAAAUUAUACAAUAUUGGAGUGAGCGCAAUUGAAGUUCGAUAUGGAUCAAGCUUAUGUGCUAAAAAUAAUGAUAUUUAUCAUAACAAGCAGGGUAUUUCAGCAUGGUUAGACGCCAAUGAAAUUACACUUAUUGAUAAUAUUAUCCAUAAUAAUGACGCAGAAGGAAUUCUUAUCAAUGGUAACCGUGAACCACUUUUAUCAAAAACACUCAAUAUUAAAAACCCGCCGCAACAUACAGUUCAACCACCACCUACAUCAAAUUACACUAAACCUUCGCAAACAUUCGCUGUAUUACGAAAGAAUCGGAUUCUAGAAAAUGGUUCUUUUGGUGUUUCAACAGACUUUCAGGCUAACGUGCGAAUGGAAGAAAAUGAAAUUGCAAAUAAUGGUGUUACUGGAUGUAUUAUCAAAGGAGGUGUUGAUGCAUUUCUUAUUAAUAAUAUUAUUCAUCAUAAUAAAUCAAAUGGCAUUGAAAUUGGAGCAAAUUAUCAGGGAAAAGUAAUUAUGGAGAACAAUCAAAUUUAUUCCAAUAAAAUAAAUAUUGGGAAGUUCAAUGAUAAGUUUUACAAUACAUUAGCAAAAAAAUGUGGAGUGGAUGUGCAGCAAUUGUCUGUUCCAGUAGAAAUGAAUAACAAUGAAAUUGGAGAUAAUUACUCAGAUCAAGAGAACUAUGUUAAUUUUAACGUCUCUUCUAAUCGUCCAGGAAUACAUUUAUUUUAUGAAGAAGAUCCUAAUCUCUAUGCAAUUGGUAAUACAUAUGGCUUCAAUCUGUUGAAAGGUCUCGAUAUCAAUGCUACAGCCACUGUUGAAGCUUCGAUGAUAUUUCACGAUACUCAAAAAAUCAAAAAUAAACAAGUAUCUGUUUUUUUAGGUGGUGUUGGUGAUUUGCGUAAUAUUGUUGAAACUGUUUAUGGUCUUACAAUAUUAUUGGAAAGUCAAUCUGAAAAUUACAACGUCAAUUUACUCUUUACAAUUAAUGACUUCAAUUCGACAAUGCUUACACGAGAUCUAGUACUUCUUGAAAUGAUUAGUAGGUUGCCAGAUCCGAAACCAUCUUUCACAAAUUUGGAAAGUCUUUACAACAAAUGGAAUAAAGAUUUUGUUGUUGGUGCGAUACAAAUUCUUUCAGUAUGGGGCGAGAAGAAUAUUAAUACUAAUACCUUUCAUAAACUAAAUGAUUGUAUAAAUAGUCUAAUUGAAUCUCUUGAAAAUAAUGU
Messenger RNA from Rhizophagus irregularis DAOM 181602=DAOM 197198, 2102 nucleotides. The record is from RefSeq and is a predicted model, not a curated record. NCBI's taxonomy places the organism in Eukaryota, Fungi, Glomeromycota, Glomeromycetes, Glomerales, Glomeraceae.